CUUUAUCGGGUCACUUUUUUCCGACCCGAACUUUUCGAAUAUGUGUCAGUGCCAUUUCCGCCCCAAGAGGUUUUGAAGUACGCAAAGAAGAGAGACACCCAGCUAGUGCAGACCUCGCGCUGAAGCAGAAGGGACAAAAGUAUACUCUUUCUUCCCCGUCUACAGCAAAACUCGGUGGAAGAAGCACUAACACCUACACUUUAGCAGCCAUGGCCGAACAAACCGAAUCCCAAAAGGUCGAGGAAACCCUAAACCCCAAUGCACGUGACAAAAACCUCACCUCUGAGGAAGCCGCCUUAGAAACGGACUCCAGCGCCCAUACCAGCACAGAAUCAACCAUCACUAAUCACAACGCUGCUGAAACUUCGGCUCCGGCGUCCGACGUCGAUCGUGAAAAGUCCCUGGAAUACGCGGAUGAGUUGUUCCAGCUGGGAUACAAGGCAAUGAAAGAGAACGAUUUCAGCGAGGCAGCUGAGAGCUUUAGCCGUGCUCUGGAGAUCAGAGUUGCCAAGUUUGGUGAACUUGCUCCUGAAUGCGUCCACACUUACUACAAAUAUGGGUGUGCGCUGCUAUACAAGGCUCAGGAGGAAGCUGAUCCUUUGGCUGAUGUUCCGAAGAAGGAGAGUGAAUCUCAAGAAGGCUCCACUAAAGAUGGGUCUAUUAAGAAUUCUGCUGCUGAAUCUUCCACAACAUCCAUUUUAAGCAAUAACGAGCAGGAUGUGAAUUCGAAUAACCAGGAUGCAGCAUUAGAUGAUGUGUCGACAAAGGAAGACCAAGAAGAUGACAAGGAUAGUGAUGAUGAUGACGACUUAGCUGAAGGUGAUGAAGAUGAUUCUGACCUGGAUUUGGCCUGGAAAAUGCUUGAUAUUGCAAGAGCCAUUGUUGAAAAGCACUCUAGCGAUACUAUGGAACAUGUGGACAUAUUGUCAGCAUUGGCAGACGUUGCACUGGAAAGAGAGGAUUUUGAAACAUCUCUCAGUGAUUACAAGAAGGCAUUGUCCAUCCUAGAGCAGCUGGUUGUACCAGACGAUAGAAAAAUUGCUGAUUUAAAUUUCCGUAUAUGUUUGUGUCUGGAGGUUAAUUCUAAGCCUCAAGAAGCAAUGUCAUAUUGCCAGAAGGCUGCAUGUGUCUGCAAGGAACGAAUACACCGCCUCACAAAUGAAAUUAAGUCAGAAUCAAUAACCACUGCUUCUGAAUCUGAUAAGUCAAUUGCAGAUAAACAAGCAGAGAUUGACACGCUGACAGGUCUCUCAAGUGAGUUGGAAAGGAAGCUUGAAGAUCUGCAACAGUUGAUUUCGAACCCAAAAUCUAUCCUCUCUGAGAUUCUUGGAUUAGCAGCUGCCAAGGCAGGUGCUGGGAAGCCACUAUCAUCUUCACAAGUAAGUUCUUCACAGAUGGCUACUGCUAAUAGCAGUGGAGGUUUUGACUCUCCAACUGUUUCCACCGCUCAUUCAAAUGGAUCUGCUGAAGUCACGCAUCUCGGCGUGGUAGGACGAGGGGUUAAGCGAACUUUGAAUGCCACUGUGGAAGAAGCAAACCCAACGAAGAAACCAUCGCUAGAAACUUCCAAGGAUAACAGUGAUGCCAGGGCCUCUUGAUCUAAUUAGGUCUUUGGCCUACUAAUAUGUGGAGAUUUUAUUUGGAAAGCAGUUAUAUAUCUCGGUGUCUUUUGGAGUAAUGGAGAGAUAAACUAUGACAAGCUGCGCAGUUGACUGCCUAUAGGGGAUUAGUGCCAAUCCGUUAUUUUCCCCCUUAGAGUGGAUUCUUCAAGCAUCAAAAUGAUCAGUCAUUUGUGGUUAUCUGUUCCUCUUGUAGUAUAACCGUGGAUUGUUAUCACGUAUGUUGAACACGUUGGGUUCUAUGUGCAUGAGUCAUCAUCAUGCAUUAGUUAUCUGUCGCACUCGUACUAAAACCAUGGGUUUUCAAUUAUGUUAAGCACUAUAGGCUGUCAGAAUUUGGAGUUGCAUUUGUGCUUAAUGUUUGAAAAUGAUAUAGAUAAUAAAUCUGCCAUCUGUCUCGUGUCA
This is a messenger RNA of Prosopis cineraria, 2024 nucleotides long. RefSeq lists its product as uncharacterized. The record is from RefSeq and is a predicted model, not a curated record. The coding region runs from base 210 to 1598 and encodes 462 amino acids. Gene Ontology annotation, molecular function: histone binding. The transcript has 6 exons. Gene Ontology annotation, cellular component: nucleoplasm. Gene Ontology annotation, biological process: CENP-A containing chromatin assembly; DNA replication-dependent chromatin assembly. Lineage: Eukaryota; Viridiplantae; Streptophyta; Magnoliopsida; Fabales; Fabaceae.